This is a messenger RNA of Parnassius apollo (apollo), 1008 nucleotides long. The record is from the annotation of a GenBank genome assembly. NCBI's taxonomy places the organism in Eukaryota, Metazoa, Arthropoda, Insecta, Lepidoptera, Papilionidae.
AUGUGCAGUAAUCGAACGAGAAAAAUAUUACAGCUUCUGCAGCCGAUUCCAGAUGAGUCGCUAACCACAGACGAGCAGUUAAAUUCACAAACUUUAAGACUGGUUUCAAUUGAAACAGUAAUUAGAGAAGAGCGCUGUUCGUCACCUUUAACAAAAGAACAGCUGCAAUUUUUUGAAAACCAUGCAAAUGAAGAAAACUUCCAAUAUUGCUUGAGAGAACUAUCACGAGAGUCGCCAGUAAGCAUGUUAAGCCGAGAAGAUAGUCCUUCUGUUUUGCACUCCCGAGAAAGUAGCCAUUCUCUUUUGAAUUCACAAGAAAAUGACCCGUACGAGACAGAUGCAGACUCAAGUAGCAACUGGUCACCCUCCCCGCGCGUCCGAAAAAAUCCUCGAUUGACUGUUAUAAGUUCAACAUCAGAUUCGUCUGAAUCUAAUGUCGAUGAAAACGUAAACAACAAGAGAAAAUCAAGAAAACGUUUACGUGAUCAAAAAAACUGGAAACGUGAAAUAGCGAAAACAAAAAGAUUAGCGGGAGAAAGCAAUGAUACUUGCGACACUUGUGAUAAGUUCAUAUCAUUAUUGAAGCACGAAACUAAUCCCGAAGAAAGAGAAAAAAUAGAGGAGCAAAGAAAAGAACAUAUUGAAGAUGCUGAUAAGAGUCAAAGGCGUAAAAAUUCAUCUAAUGGUCAGUUUUUGAUUUCACAAUGUGUGUGGCUACAGGUAAGGAAGCAGAAAGAUGGUAUUUUAUAUUAUAAAACCAGUUUCCAUGACGAAGAGUUCUCUGAGAUCAAUCUUAAAAAGAAUACUAGACAAAACCUUAUAUUGUCAAACUCCCUGCCACAGGCUCAUGAAAACAUUCGUCCUAUCAGUAUUGCGAAAUACAAAGAUUUGGUGACGUUAACUCAAUGGAUUGCCGAUCCAGAACUAAAAAAGUUUUACAUUGACCUACCACAUGGUAAUCAACCUGAUAUUAUCGAAGAAUCUGAAAAUCCUGACCUGUGUUAUUAA